GAGAGAGAGAGAGAGCGGGAGGGGGGUUGGUCUCUCACUUAACUAACAAAACAGCAGCAGAUCUGCGGGCAUAAACAAAUGCACGCAAGCUGUCUGUCCCUACACCUGCCGCGGGAGAGACUUGACUUUGAUGGUCGCAGUCGGUUAAAUUAACCGGAUUAUUGAGACUGACACGAACCCCGCUUGCUUCAUUUUAGCGCGGACCUCCGACGAUAUCUAUGCAUAAUUUAUACUGAAAUAAGCAAAAAUGACGGAGCUGAGACGGCGAGGCGGAGGAGACCCUGACAGCACGGAAAACAUCAGUGACAAGGAGGCAGAUGGAGACGACAGGCUUGCAUUUCCCGGUGAAGGGGAAGGAGAAAUGGAGGGCGACUCCAAAGGGGACACACCAGACAUGCCACCUCCCACAGAUAACACUCCACAGUGUCUCAACAAAGCCCUGGAGGGCUUGUCAUCUAGGUGGAAGAACUGGUGGAUAAGAGGCAUAUUAUCAAUGACCAUGAUCAUUGGCUUCUUCCUCAUCAUCUAUUUGGGACCCAUUAUGCUUAUAUUUGUGGUUAUGGGUGUUCAAAUCAAGUGUUUUCAUGAAAUUAUAACCAUUGGCUACAGAGUUUACCAUUCCUAUGAUCUGCCUUGGUUCAGGACUCUAAGCUGGUAUUUCUUGAUUUGUGUGAACUACUUCUUUUAUGGCGAGACAGUGGCUGAUUAUUUCGGCGCACUCGUCCAAAGGGAGGAACCUUUGCAGUUCCUUGUGCGUUAUCAUCGGUUCAUUUCUUUUGCAGUGUAUUUGGCAGGUUUCUGCAUGUUUGUACUGAGUUUAGUGAAGAAGCAUUACCGCCUACAGUUUUAUAUGUUUGCUUGGACCCAUGUGACCUUGUUGAUUGUGGUGACUCAGUCACAUCUGGUUAUUCAGAACCUGUUUGAGGGAAUGAUCUGGUUUAUUGUUCCCAUCUCUAUUGUGAUCUGUAAUGACAUCAUGGCCUACCUGUUUGGCUUCUUUUUUGGAAGAACACCACUGAUUAAGCUUUCCCCGAAGAAGACCUGGGAAGGAUUUAUUGGGGGAUUCUUUGCAACAGUGGUCUUAAGUUUCUUUUUUGCCUACCUGCUAUCCCAGUACCAGUACUUUGUUUGUCCAGUGGAAUACAACAGCGAGACGAACCGCUUUGCAGUAGAGUGCGAGCCCUCAAAUCUGUUCAUGAUGCAGGAAUACGCACUUCCUGCAGUGGUGCAGAAUGCAAUUAGAUGGAAAACGGUGAACCUUUACCCAUUUCAGAUCCACAGUAUUGCACUCUCUACGUUCGCCUCUCUAAUCGGACCAUUCGGUGGAUUCUUUGCCAGUGGCUUCAAGCGAGCUUUCAAGAUCAAAGACUUUGCGGACACCAUUCCUGGUCAUGGUGGAAUAAUGGAUCGUUUUGACUGUCAGUAUCUGAUGGCGACGUUCGUUCAUGUUUACAUAGCAAGUUUUAUCAGGGGGCCGAACCCCAGUAAGGUCUUACAGCAGUUGCUCGUCCUGCAACCAGAACAACUACUCAGCAUCUUCAACACGCUGCGCAAUCACUUGCGAGAAAGGGGCAUGCUGCCCCCUGCUGUGGAGGAAGCCCAAUGACGGACAACUCCACCACAGCAGACAAAAACAGUUCAUGUCCUGUUGAACUCUGCAAACAUUCACUCAUGACUGUGAUCACAAGAGCACACUCCCAAACGACCGCAGGAGCUCCCGUACAAAAAGAGAGUGUGACGUCUGCUGCAAACCAAACUCUCACUAUCAACCCAUUACAGACUUAACCACAAGAGGGCGACACGGUUCUAUUAACCUGAGUCACUGUUUUUAGGAAAUCAACAUCAGAGGUCUUCCAAGAUCCAAGCACAUGGUAAGUGAAUGUAUAGCACUACAAGAAAGGCGCUUCCGCGGAGUGUCAUCAUUGUUCCGAUUUUAAUAGUGGCUGUGGCCUGAUAUAUGAGUGUAUGACUGGCUUUGUGAAUGCAAUAACUCAUGGAGGUGACUUAAGGUGAGAUGCCAUUAUUCUCAUAGUUAGCAUUUAAAUGAGCUUGAUUUAUAACAGGGGUCCGAAACUUAAAGCAUUGUAAAACACGUCUAAAAGCGGAGCAUGUCCGUAAGUCCUACUGUUAGGCUACUGCUUUUUCCAUUCCACAUUACUGAGGGUGCUAGAGUAACUCACUUGUGUGUGUGUACAUAUCAUCAUAUGUAUUAUUGUACAUAUAUAUGAUAUACUAGAUCAAAUAUAGUGAGAGAUUAUACAUUUAUUACAAUAAUAUAUAAAGCUUAACAUAUUCUAAAUUAUAGUAAGUUAUGAAAAUGAUAUGCAAGAAGACUUUGACUUGUCUUCCAAUCCAGCAUGGCUAAACGUCUCUAUGGGUGGAGAAUAAGUUGAACGGGUUGUUUUUGGGGGAUAAACAGCCUUUUUGAGAAGGUGAUCUGCUGUUCCCCUGCGUGACCAUUCAUUUUAGUUGCACUGUAUCUACACGAGUCGAAAAAUUCACUUUGAACUGUUUUCAAUUAGCUUUUCAGGUUUUAAUAUCAAAAAGCACUGAUGCACAAAUAUCCAAUAUUUGAA
Messenger RNA from Pimephales promelas (fathead minnow), 2576 nucleotides. It is a transcript of the gene cds1, whose product is annotated as CDP-diacylglycerol synthase 1. Gene Ontology annotation, cellular component: endoplasmic reticulum membrane. NCBI's taxonomy places the organism in Eukaryota, Metazoa, Chordata, Actinopteri, Cypriniformes, Leuciscidae. Gene Ontology annotation, molecular function: phosphatidate cytidylyltransferase activity. The record is from RefSeq and is a predicted model, not a curated record.